Messenger RNA from Paramuricea clavata, 649 nucleotides. NCBI's taxonomy places the organism in Eukaryota, Metazoa, Cnidaria, Anthozoa, Malacalcyonacea, Plexauridae. The record is from the annotation of a GenBank genome assembly.
GAACCAAAAUAACUCCCCCUCGUGACCAUUUAACUAAUUCUCAGGACUCUAUAUCCCAUAGAGCACACGUGACCAUGCUCUAAUCAUUACAUAAAAUUAAUAUGGACGGGAGAUUCCAAUUGAUUCAUGAGUUGCCGUGUACCAACCACCAACAUUUUGGUCUUUUCUGGGUUUACAAGAAGACUGUUGUUACAACACCAUUCAAAAGCUCUGUGUAGAUCCUCUUCUAUAUGCAGUAACGAGUGUUCCAUAUGCGAUAAUGUAAACGAUAUAGAAAUGUUUUCGAGUCGUCAACAUACGAUUCAAGACUACAACUGUUGGAACUGAAGACAAGCUAUCUGCGUAAAUAUUAAAUAAAAACGGCGAUGGCACAGAGCCUUGAGGAAUUCCAUACGACAAUGCAACAGAUGCCGAAGAGGUAGUUCCAAUUCUAACAUACUCCCAUCUGUCGGAUAAGUAACUUUUAAACCACUCAUGCACUGCAGAAGAUACAGCACACCUAGGUUUAGAAUUCUUUGAAGAAGAAUGUCGUGACCAACACUAUCGAAUGCUUUAGAUAUGUCCAAAAAUAUAACUAUAGAUAAUAGCUUAUUGUCCAUUGCUUCCAACAACAUGGCUGUUACUGCAAUGUUAAGUGUUUCAGUGGAAU